Messenger RNA from Ixodes scapularis (black-legged tick), 3083 nucleotides. RefSeq names its product leucine-rich repeat protein 1 (gene Lrr47). The record is from RefSeq and is a predicted model, not a curated record. Lineage: Eukaryota; Metazoa; Arthropoda; Arachnida; Ixodida; Ixodidae. Bases 177 to 1412 code for a protein of 411 amino acids. The transcript is spliced from 6 exons.
GCCGAAGCUAUCCAUGAUGCUAUCAUGGCGCGCGCGUUGGCUCGUCGUCGAACGGCGGGAACUUUCCUUGGUGUUCGUUUGAGUUGAGUUCGCGAUAUCCGUUUUGUUUUGUACUGACCUGCAUAUUCCGGACAUUUCAACGUUGACCCCAACAAGUCCGGCGAGUGUUUCCGACCAUGAGGUUGAACUGCGAGACGGAGAUCCACUACCGCCUUGUGAACGGCGGUGGGGGGCCGACGCCGACCCAGUGCAAGCGGCGGGCAGCGUACUCGACGCUUACGCUUACGCGACACCCGGUCAACAAGAGCCCUUUUCUCUACCUGAACACAGUCAAAGACCCUUGCGGAACCAAAUACCGGGUUGAUGGCAACAUCGCCCAAGUGUUCACAAGGUGUGUGUGCGAAGGACGAGCACGUAUCAGCUUCCAUGACCCCAAGCACGAUGUUGUCAUCAAAAAGGCCGACCCUGUUAACCUCCGUGGAUUUUUGACUCUCCUGGGGCGCCUGGUGCGAGGUCAACCCGUCGAGUGCGCCGACCUCUCCCAGCCGCCCACCAAGGUCACCCCCGUCAAGUCGUCGAUGGUGGUCGCCAAAAAGGGCGACUACCCCUCCCGCUUCCCGGACACGCUCAAGACGCUGACAGCCCGGGGUUGCUCGCUGGCCCGCGUCGGCCGCGAGGUCACCUCGCUGGAACGCCUGAGCCACCUCGACCUCGGCGAGAACUGCUUGCGGGAGAUUCCGGCGGCGCUGGGCGACCUUCCCCUCCGCCGGCUUGUGCUCGCCGGCAACGAAAUGAGGGCCUUUCCUGAGAGACUGUUCGAGGGACGAGUUCGAGACACGUUGGAGGAGCUGGACGUCUCGCAGAAUGAGCUCUUUGCGCUCCCGCCGGGGCUGUGUCGUCUGCCGAAGCUGGCAACGCUCUUGGCUCCCGGAAACAACCUCAGACUGCUGCCCGACUCCCUGGGAUCGAUGCAAUCCUUGCGUAAGCUGGAGCUCAGCGACAACGCCUUGCAGUACCUGCCAGGAAGCGUAGUGGAACUGAAGUUGGACUGGCUGUCUUUGUCCGACAAUCCGAUGGACGGACUGGCCCGGGAGUUCCACGUUCCGUCUGAAGUGCCGUCGUUGGUUGCGUUGGCCGGCUGCGUCACUGUGGCGACCGGUGCGCAGCUGACGGCGGAAGACGUCCCGAGGGAGCUGCUGCGUCUGCUGUGGGCGAGCGGACGGUGCCGGGCGUGCCGCGCCCCCGUGUUCCCCGACUCCGCCCCCUGGCUGCGAGCGAGUGUGCCUCUGCGCACCCUGGUACGGCCGUCGGGAGUUCUUGUCCACGUGCUCGGCGACACCUUCCAAAUGCCGCUACGAGUCCUCGCCUGCUCGCGCGCAUGCCUGCGCAAGCAGGAACACGCGCGUGUGUGAAGCUGUUUCAGACAUUUGCGUGCUCGGGCGUUUCAUUUUCCGUAUAUAGAAUUUUGUGGAAUGGUUGUAUAUAAUGUAUUUAUUGUCUUGGGUUUGUAGCGAUUUCAAUGUUGUCGUGGUUGCUUUUGCUGUUUGUGGACAUUUUCGUAUUGCUUUUGUGACACUCAUUCUUUUGUGGUACUUAUGCCGAGUACUAAUUAAUGUUGCAUAUGAAUUUAUAAAUGGAUAACUCGCUGUGCGAGUGACAAUUUCAGAUUGUACAAGGAUAAUGUAGUAGGUCGCUUAGCGUUCCUUUUUAUUUUUCUUAGAAGGUUGCAUGUUAUUGUUAUUUUGAACUGUUAGAACUCGCAGAUAGGCAUGCAUAUGCUUUUUAAAAUUUAUUAUUUAGAGUACUCCGUGUGUGUUUUGCCCCCUGGUACUGGACCUUUGUCUGCCGUUUUUAUUUGCCUUUUGUUCCUGCCAUUACCAAAUGGCUAAUAACUACUACAUGAGACAGAAUACAAUGUAUAUAGAGAAACUUGUAAUAAACUUAUCCUUAUACCCCAUUUUAUUUUGCGAUGGACCGCAACUGAUGCUAAGAGCCAUCAGAGCCAAUUCAAUUCCGUGCAAGUAUGGCAUAAGUUAGAAUUUUGUGGCUACAAAAUAUAAUAUCGCACAAGGGCUGGUGUGCUUUGCUGUGGGAUACUGUGUCGUAGAAGUUCUGGCAAACGAAAGACGAGCGAAUGCCGUGGUUGCCGUCAUUAUGGCGCCCCAAUGGGCAAUGUGCAAAAUAGAAGCGCCCCUAGUGGUUCAAGUGCACUCCGGGUGCAAUGCACGCAGUGAGCUAUAGCACGGCGUUCGGCGUACGUCGAUCUGAGUUCACUUGACUUCGCCAUUGCGGCGUUUUCGCUUGCGCUAUGUGCCAACAAGAUUAUAAUUGUUUCAUUAUUCACUGUGUCUGGUAUGUAGGGAUGAGCAGAAAAUGGUAUUUAGUCCAUCAUGCACAGGUGUAAAGCAAUCUACGACGAUGUAAGCAAUGGCGGUGCGGAGACGAUAGCAGACUGAUCCGGUGGAUUUGAAACUACUCGUUGACAGUCUCCUGCUCCCAGAGUGCACCUGAACCGCCAGAGGCAUUGCUAUUUUGCAUAUUGCCCUUUCCCGGCUGCUUAUACUUAAGAUUUAGAGCUUUUGGAUCUAGGUACAAAAUUUCAUACUCUCACAGUGUCAGGGGUUUCUCAGUUUCUAAAAUAACUGAAGGUGAAAGAAAUGAUAGUUGUGUCUCCAUUAAGAAUAAACACGCACACUGCUGAAAAUUUAUUUGUUCAGUCUGCUUGAACUCCUAUAAUUUUCUGUAUAAGAAACUACAUAACCUUAAAAAUGCAGGCCGUUUACCCUUGUUGGUGUUAGACUGGUGGCAGCUGAUAAAACCAGUUGGCUCUACUGACAUCUAACUCCUGAUUAGCUCAGUUUGUAGAGCGCCCCACUGGAAAUAGAGAGGUCCCAGGUUCGAUACCAGGACCAGGCGAAUUUUUUCGGUCGCGCACUGUCGCCUAGCUGUGUUUGGAGAUUUCUGUUUGUCCUUUGUCCCCCUUGUUCCCCUCCUACAGGGAUUAUUUUCAACAUUCUUGUCCAGUUGCAAAAUCGCAUUACAAUCAUACAUUUGUACCACUACAAAAUAAAACAAACGAAAAA